This is a messenger RNA of Carassius carassius (crucian carp), 1581 nucleotides long. RefSeq names its product B-cell receptor CD22-like. The transcript has 10 exons. Bases 1 to 1521 code for a protein of 506 amino acids. NCBI's taxonomy places the organism in Eukaryota, Metazoa, Chordata, Actinopteri, Cypriniformes, Cyprinidae. The record is from RefSeq and is a predicted model, not a curated record.
AUGUAUUGGGUACCAGGGGUUUCUAUCGCUGGUUGGGGUGUGAGUUACAUUCCUUCACAAAUCUGUGCACUAAAGAACUCAUCAGUGAUAAUGAACUGCACUUAUACAUACCCUACUGGAUAUAAGAUCAAGAAAGUGUUCUGGACCAAAACAACUGUUAGAAAUGCUGAUAAUGAGUUUCCAGAUCUGUCAAAGGAUCUUGAAUACAGUCAGAGGCUUCAGUAUCUGGGAGACAAACAGCAGAACUGCACCAUCAGACUGAGUCAUGUGUCACAGAAGGACCAACACAUGUACUAUUUCAGAUUCACAACUGAUAAACCUAAUGUGAAAUUGAUUGGUUAUCCAGGAGUGACUCUUACUGUCACAGAUCUUCAGGUGGAGGCUCCUGAGAGAGUGACGGAGGGUCAUAAUGUCAGUCUGACAUGUAAAAGCAGCUGCACUCUGACUGACAGAGCAACAUUCAUCUGGUACAGAAACUCACAGCCAUUAACUGAGAGAAGAGACAGAAACAAUCAACUCCUGCUGCAGUCAGUCAGAAGAGAGGAUGCAGGCAGAUACAGCUGUGCUCUACAUGGACACACUUACAUCUCUCCUGCUGCUCAGCUCAAUGUCUCCUACCCACCAACUAUCCUCUCAGUAUUCAUCAGUCCAUCUGGUGUAAUAGUGGAGGGAGAUUCAGUGACUCUGAGCUGUAGCAGUGAUGCAAACCCUCCUGCAAAAAUCAGCUGGUUUAAAGAAAAAAUGUUUGUAGGAUUUGGAAGAAUCUACAGCAUCUCAAACAUCAGCUCUGAUCACAGUGGAGAAUACAAGUGCAAGUCCAGAAAUAAACAUGGAGAGAAAUACUCCGCUGGUGUGACUCUAAACGUCAUGUACCCUCCCAGGAACGUCUCAGUGUCUAUGAAUGGAUCAGGUGUAAUAGUGGAGGGAGAUUCAGUGACUCUGAUCUGCAGCAGUGAGUCAAACCCUCCUGCUCUGAACUUCAGCUGGUUUAAGGAGAAUCAAAGCUCAUCUGUUGGAUCUGGACAGAGUUUCAGUGCACUACAGAGUGGACGCUUCUACUGUGAGGCUCACAAUCAACAUGGAUCUCAGAGAUCAGACGCUGUUACUGUCACUGUUAAAGUACUAAAUUGGAAGAUAUCUUAUACAGCCAUUGUAGUUACGCUUUGUGGAGUUGUGGUUGCUGUCAUCAUUGUACUGCUUACCUGCUGCAUGAACAGGAACACAUUGCAGUCAAAGUCUCUCACAAACACUUCUGAUGGCAUGAUAUCUGAUCCUAGUCUAUUCUCAUAUGUGUAUGAGAAUGUGGUGGCCGUUCAUCCUUGCAGUAAAACUCCUGAGCCUAAAAUGAACAUCCCUCUGUAUGAGAAUGUGAUAAUUUAUGAGAAUCUUAACAUUGUCUUGAUGCCCAAUUCCAAAUCCCAAUUUGUUGCCUAUAUCCGAUUGUUUUGGCUGUCCAUUUACAUGUUCUUUCAAUUGGGACCCAUAUCUGAUUCAUGUGUUUACACCUGCCAUACCACCUGAAACAUUGCUCAUGCGUUGUUAUCCUUUACCGCCUCCACAUGUGCUCCUCAUGAGAAUAAU